Molecule: messenger RNA, 3737 nt
Organism: Alosa sapidissima (American shad)
Lineage: Eukaryota; Metazoa; Chordata; Actinopteri; Clupeiformes; Clupeidae
Gene: stat1a
Product: signal transducer and activator of transcription 1a
Exons: 25
Coding region: 210-2495 (761 amino acids)
Biological process (GO): regulation of cell population proliferation; regulation of transcription by RNA polymerase II; type I interferon-mediated signaling pathway
Molecular function (GO): RNA polymerase II cis-regulatory region sequence-specific DNA binding; DNA-binding transcription factor activity, RNA polymerase II-specific
Source: RefSeq, a predicted model, not a curated record
GCGGACAAGACGCUUUCUUCUGUAGUGACAGUAGCCUACCCUUGGGUCGAAUAGGAAAUGUCUACUCAUUGAUCACUCUGGCAAUGGAGAGCAUAUUUGCUUUCUGAGAAGUAUAGCCUGAGCGAUAAAGCAAUAUACGGAGACCGUCCAUCGUUUAUCUAACUGAUAAACAAGUUCAGUGGAAGUGGUAGACCAGACUAGUUGCAGAGAUGGCCCAGUGGCUAAGGUUGCAGCAGCUCGACCCCAAAUACCUGGAGCAGGUGGACCAGCUGUACGAUGACACCUUUCCAAUGGCAGUGCGGCAAUACCUGAGCACCUGGAUCGAGAGCCACGACUGGGAUUAUGCAGCCAAUGUGGACAAUGCUUCCUGUGCGACGCUGCGCUUUCACGACCUCCUACAUCAACUCGAUGAUCAGUACGACCGCUUCGCCCUGGAGAAGGACUUCUUGUCUCAACACAACAUCCGCAAAAUCAAGCGCAAUCUACAGGCUCGUUUUGAGGAUGAUCCUGUUAACAUGGCAGUGAUCAUUAGCCGCAGCCUCAAAGAGGAAAGACACAUCAUCAUCAAUGCAGAGCAAACAGAGAAAACACAACCAAGUUCACAGACUGACAUGGUGCUGGAGAAACACAAGGAGCUCGACAACAAAGUCAAGGACAUCAAGAACCGGGUGCAGGAGACAGAAACGAACAUCAAAAACCUGGAGGACCUGCAGGAUGACUACGAUUUCAAGAAGAAGGAUUUAUCAUGUCGAGAAGAAGGAAACACCGCUCCUCAGAAAGAGGACCUGAAGCGGCUCAAUCUGCACAUCUACGGCCUCUUCAUGAACCUGAACAACAAGAGGAAGGAGGUGUUGAGUCAGAUGGCGGGUGUGCUAAACUUGGCCGAGCAGAUUGAGCACGAGCUCAUCUCCAUGGAGCUGCCCGACUGGCGACGGCGCCAGCAGACGGCCAGCAUCGGCGGGCCGCCCAACGUGUGUCUGGACCAGCUGCAGAACUGGUUCACGGUGGUGGCUGAGUGUCUCCUUCAGGUACGCCAGCAGCUAAGGAAGCUUCUUGAACUGGAACAGAAGUGCACGUACGACUCUGACCCCAUCACCCAGAGCAAGACCUCGCUGGACGAGAGGACAAUGAAUCUCUUCAAGAAACUCAUCGUCAAUUCCAUGGUAGUGGAGAGGCAGCCGUGCAUGCCCACGCACCCGCAGAAGCCCAUGGUGCUGAAGACUGGAGUGCAGUUCACAGUCAAGCUCAGACUGUUGGCCAAACUCCAGGAGUUGAACCACACCGUCAAAGUGAAGGUCUUCUUUGACAAGAGCGUGACGGAGAAGAGGAAGGGAUGUCGCAAAUUUAAUAUCUUGGGCACCAACAUGAAAGUCAUGAACAUGGAGGAGUCCAACGGCAUGACGGCCGAAUUUCGCCAUCUGCAACUCAAGGAGCAGAAGGUGCAAGGCAGAACCAACGACGGGCCCCUGAUCGUGACCGAGGAGCUCCACAUCUUUAACUUCGAGGCAGAACUCUGUCAUGGCGGACAGGUCAUCAAACUGGAGGCCAGCUCCCUGCCUGUAGUGGUCAUCUCCAACGUGUGCCAGCUGCCCAGUGGUUGGGCCUCCGUCAUGUGGUACAACAUGCUGACCACCGAACCCCAGAACAUGCUGUUUUUCAUGAAGCCGCCACAGGCCACGUGGAGUCAGCUCUCGGAGGUCCUCAGUUGGCAGUUCUCCUCCGUCACCAAGCGGGGACUCAAUGGGGAACAGCUCAACAUGCUGGGGGAAAAGCUUCUGGGGCCCAAGGCAGCGCAGGAUUCAGAGGCUACUGUGUCCUGGAAUAAAUUCUGCAGGGGAGGCAGUGAGCGGAACUUCACCUUUUGGCUGUGGAUUGAUGCUAUUCUGGACCUCAUCAAGAGACACCUGCUGUCCCUGUGGAAUGAUGGAUGCAUCAUGGGUUUUGUGAGUAAGGAUCGUGGGAAGGUCCUGCUAAAUAACAGGGCCCAGGGCACCUUUCUGCUUCGCUUCAGUGAGAGCAACCGGGACGGAGCCAUCACCUUCAGCUGGGUAGAGCUGGGCACCAACGAUGAGCCCCAGGUGCGCUCUGUGGAGCCCUAUACUAAGAAGGAGCUGCAGGCUGUCACCCUUCCGGACAUCAUCCGAAACUACCGCGUGAUGGCCGCAGAGAAUAUUCCGGAGAACCCCCUGCGUUACCUCUACCCCGACAUCCCCAAGGACACCGCCUUCAAGAAGUACUACACCAAGCCUAAAGACAAGCCAGAGCCCAUGAACGUGAAGAGUCCACUGGAAGGCUACAUCAGGACGGAGCUCAUCUCAGUGUCUGAAGUUCACCCCUCCCAGCUGCAGGAGAGCAUGAUGCCGUUAUCUCCAGAGGUGUUUGGCGAGUGGGAGCGAAAUAUGCCGCCCGAUUUGACUCCGCUGAUUGAGGAGAUGCAGAAACAAAAUUUCCAAGCAGAUUACAUUGACGAUGAUUGCAAGAUGGAGGUGCAGUGAGGUUGAGAGGAAGACGUCCCCAUCACAUCACAACACUGUUCCAUCUUUUACACCCUCACUUCCCCGUAGUGGCAAGAGCAGACUACAGGAAUCAGUGACCUCUGACCGCUUCUCUCACAACUUCCCCAGUGGUGCUCGGACUCGAACUGACCGUUUCCUUCAGCUGCUAGAGCUAUGCAGAGCCACUGGUCUGUUCUUGCCGACCAGGUGCCUUUCCCCAGGUGAACACACGCGUCCUGUCGACUCUUCUGUAUGCACACUCUGAUAAAAAGGACUGAGUUUAUCUCAAUUUAUACCUGUAAACUUGUGUGCCCUUUUAGUUGUUUCUACUCUGUCUUCCUUCCACCAUAAAAAAAAGGAACCAAUAAUUAGUCAGGCCAUGAUUUUUGUUUUUUAAACCUUUUAUUUUGUAUUUGUCAGUGAAAUAAAUAAUUUCAAAAAGCCUGCGACAAGUUCACACAUCCAUAAUUAAGCACAGGAAGCUAAACGUGGAAGGGUGGGAAGAAAACAGGAAACUGGAACAUUGCUGCAGUACAUUCAGAUCCGUUCCCGACGAGGCAUCACUUGCAUCUAGCCAAUUAAAUAAUAGUGCAUUGGGGGUCUCCAUGCAGUCCGAUAGUUUUAAUAGAAUAAGCUCAAAACCAGGAUAUGAGGAUUAAAACUCACUCUAAUAAUGCUAUAUUCACUGAAGUACCAUGGACCUACCAAAGUGAUAUUUGCUAGUAUUCUGAUAUUUUCCCCAAUGUCAUGUUGCUCGCAAUGUCUGUAUAUUGUUCACCGCUAUCACACCACACCUAUCGUAUUCGUCUUAACGUAACACUUAAAACAAAAACGUUAAAACACACACACUCACAUCAUUUUACACAAACAUAAUUGUCAACAGUUACUCCAUCACAAGAUUUACAGCAGGACAAGAGAAUCUGUCUGGUGAUGAGCGUGUGUGUAUUUGUACAUCUUAGUUACUUUGUACAGUGAAAACAUUCAGUGUGCAUUUAUCUACCUGCUCUACUACUGUAGCUUCAUUAACAGUGUAGUCUGCUGUAUGUGUCUGGCCUACUGGGGAAAUAACACGAUAAUCAUCGAAUAAUUAAGAAUUUGGAUGCAACUCGGCCUGUGCACUUUAAUAUUGAGUAAUGCUUCCAGCAAAGUCUAUUUGUGUCCUGUAUUAUUUUGUUAUUUGACACUUUAUGAUAUAUGUCUAUUUCUGUCUUUCAAGCUGCAAUAAAACUGAGUUGUAAGGUC